Trichomonas vaginalis G3 is the source of this 609-nucleotide messenger RNA. RefSeq names its product KilA, N-terminal/APSES-type HTH, DNA-binding family. The transcript has a single exon. Lineage: Eukaryota; Parabasalia; Trichomonadida; Trichomonadidae. The annotation marks the transcript as partial. The record is from RefSeq and is a predicted model, not a curated record.
AUGUCAACAUCAGAGAACACAACAACUGCUAUCGUUCAUGAAGCCAUAAAUGAAGAAUAUGAGUACAUACAGUUUAACAAACAACUCCGUCUCAUUCGUUCGGUCAAAGACGAUAUGUACCAAAUGCAAAGUAUUUUGAAUGCUCUUCGUUCUACAAAGCAAGCACAUCAUUGGUUUGAAAACCAACAGACAAAAGAACUUUUAGAAGAAUUUCCUCAUAUGUUUGCGACCCGAGGAAAACCGCGGGUCGAGAUUCCGUACGAAAAUCGUAAAAAUUUGCUAAAUGGUUUGAGAGGCUGGUAUGUACAUAGACUUCUUGUAAAUGCUGUUGCAAUGUGGGCUUCACCUCGUUACGCUUGUUAUAUUUUCAUGAUGUUAGAUGAAAUUCAUAGACAAGAACGUGAAGAGCUAGAGAACAAGCUUGAAGCAAAAGACAAAAGCAUUCAGAAAAGAAUACCACGUUCGGUACCAAAAGGAAAGGAAAAGAACUAUAAGUAUAUGAUUUAUACUGAAGAGAUGGAAAAUGAAGAAGACAGAGAUAUGGUUAUGUUGCAUUUAGUCAGAAGAAACAACAAAAGCUUUUACGACCUUGCUAAGAUUUACAAAUCU